AUGGGUGAGGCGGACCAAAGGAGGGAGUGUGGCCGCUGGGCCUCGGCGCAGCUGAGGCGACGCGAGAUGGCGGCGGCGACUUCAGGAGCCCGUCGCUGUCGGCUAAGCAAGGUGGGGCCUGGCCGGCGCCCACCUCCAGCUCGAGUGAGGGUGGCUGUGCGACUGCGGCCAUUUGUGGAUGGAACAGCUGGAGCAGGUGAUUCCCCCUGUGUACGGGGCUUGGACAGCUGCUCUCUAGAGAUUGCCAACUGGAGGAACCACCAGGAGACUCUAAAAUACCAGUUUGAUGCCUUCUAUGGGGAGAGGAGUUCUCAGCAGGAUAUCUAUGCAGGUUCAGUGCAGCCCAUCCUAAGGCAUCUGCUGGAAGGGCAGAAUGCCAGUGUGCUUGCCUAUGGACCCACAGGGGCAGGGAAGACGCACACAAUGCUGGGCAGUCCAGAGCAGCCUGGAGUGAUUCCCCGGGCUCUCAUGGACCUCCUACAGCUCACAAGGGAGGAGGGUGCUGAGGGCCGGCCAUGGGCCCUCUCUGUCACUAUGUCCUACUUAGAGAUCUACCAGGAAAAGGUAUUGGAUCUCUUGGACCCUGCAUCGGGAGACCUUGUGAUCCGAGAAGACUGUCGGGGAAACAUCCUGAUUCCAGGCCUCAUGCAGAAGCCCAUCACUAGCUUUGUUGAUUUUGAGCAGCAUUUCCUGCCAGCCAGUCGAAAUCGGACUGUAGGAGCCACCCGGCUCAACCAACGCUCCUCCCGCAGUCAUGCUGUGCUCUUGGUCAAGGUGGAUCAGCGGGAACGUCUGGCCCCAUUUCGUCAGCGGGAGGGAAAACUCUACCUGAUUGACUUGGCUGGCUCAGAGGACAACCGUCGCACAGGCAACAAGGGCCUUCGGCUGAAAGAGAGCGGAGCUAUCAACACCUCCCUCUUUGUACUGGGCAAGGUGGUGGAUGCGCUGAACCAGGGCCUCCCUCGUGUGCCUUACCGGGACAGCAAGCUCACUCGCCUAUUGCAGGACUCUCUGGGUGGCUCAGCCCACAGCAUCCUCAUUGCCAACAUUGCCCCUGAGAGACGCUUCUACUUAGACACGGUCUCUGCACUCAACUUUGCUGCCAGAUCCAAGGAGGUUAUCAACCGGCCUUUUACUAAUGAGAGCCUGCAGCUUCACGUCAUGGCACCUGUUAACCUGUCUCAGAAUGAACUGCUAGGCCCAUUAGAGGCAAAGAGAGCCCGAGGCCCUGAGGAAGAGGAGAUCGGGAGCCCUGAGCCCACAGCUGCUCCAGCCUCUGCCUCCCAGAAACUCAGCCCCCUGCAGAAGCUAAGCAGCAUAGACCCAGCCAUGCUGGAGCGUCUGCUGAGCUUGGAUCGUCUGCUGGGCUCCCAGGGGAGCCAGGGGGCCCCUCUGCUGAGUACCCCAAGGCGAGAGCGGAUGGUGCUCAUGAAGACAGUGGAGGAGAAGGAUCUGGAGAUUGAGAGGCUUAAGAUGAAGCAAAAAGAACUGGAGGCCAAGGUGCUGGCCCAGGAGGCUGCAGACCCAAAGGAGAAGGAGAAUUGCGCUCCCACGGUGCUCAGACCCCUUGCCCGUCGCACAGUCACAGUGGCAAAGCCCCUGAAAAAGGCUGUGGUGAUGCCCCUACAACUGAUUCAGGAACAGGCAGCAUUGCCAAAUGCCGAGAUCCAUAUCCUGAAGAAGAAGGGUCGGAAGAGAAAGCUGGAGUCCCUGGAUGCCUCAGAGCCUGAGGAGAAGGCUGAGGACUGCUGGGAGCUGCAGAUCAGCCAGGAGCUACUGGCCCAUGGGCGCCAAAAAAUAUUGGAUCUGUUGAACGAAGGUUCAGCUCGGGAUCUGCGCAGCCUACAGCGCAUCGGGCAGAAGAAGGCCCAGCUCAUUGUGGGCUGGAGGGAGCUCCACGGCCCCUUCAGCCAGGUGGAGGAUCUGGAACGGGUGGAGGGCAUGUCCAAGAAACAGAUGGAGUCAUUCCUGAAGGCCAACAUCCUGGACCUCGCCGCGGGCCCGCGCUCCAGCCCCUCCUGACUGCUGACUCCUUACUAGCUUUUUGUUUUAAUCCUUGUAUAAGUGCGUGUUGUGUAAAUACAGUUUACUCCUGUG
This is a messenger RNA of Cynocephalus volans (Philippine flying lemur), 2097 nucleotides long. RefSeq names its product kinesin family member 22 (gene KIF22). The transcript has 14 exons. Gene Ontology annotation, cellular component: microtubule; kinesin complex. NCBI's taxonomy places the organism in Eukaryota, Metazoa, Chordata, Mammalia, Dermoptera, Cynocephalidae. Gene Ontology annotation, biological process: DNA repair; microtubule-based movement. Gene Ontology annotation, molecular function: DNA binding; microtubule binding; ATP hydrolysis activity. The record is from RefSeq and is a predicted model, not a curated record. Bases 1 to 2022 code for a protein of 673 amino acids.